UUUCAAGGGCAUCUGUUGCUGUUUUUAUUCAUGACUUGCUUGUCAUUCCUUAUGUCAGUGCGGCGUUACCAAUUGAAGUAAGUAGACGGUUUUGUUGAAUUUACGCGAAGAUAGUCGUAGAGCAAACCAUGGGAACAGUAGAAAAUGGUGGGCAAGGGAAAGAGGUAAAUUAUGAAGAGAAAUUAUCAGAUACUUUGGUGUUUUACGUCAACGGGAAACGGAUAGUUGAUAACGAAGUCAAUCCAGAGUGGACUUUGCUGUAUUAUCUUCGAAACAAAUUGCAUUUAACGGGAACCAAACUGGGAUGCGCAGAGGGUGGUUGCGGUGCAUGCACGGUAAUGCUAUCGAAAUUUGAUCGUCAGAGACGAAAAAUUAUCCACCUAGCAAUCAAUGCUUGUCUAGCGCCGAUCUGCAGUGUCCAUGGGACAUCGAUAACAACCGUCGAAGGCAUAGGUAGCACCAGAACUACUUUGCAUCCCAUUCAGGAGCGGCUGGCAAAGGCUCACGGUUCACAAUGUGGCUUCUGCACCCCGGGGAUCGUUAUGUCGAUGUACGCCCUGCUGAGAUCGAAGCCCAAACCCUCGAUGAAAGAUCUGGAGGUGACAUUUCAGGGGAAUCUCUGCAGGUGCACAGGAGAAUUCAAUGUAGCGCUGCUAAGGGAUUCAUCCAAUCCCAGAGCUAUCUACUCAUCGAAGGCUGUCGGGGAACCCCCGCUCUUCCUCUCAGCCUCUGUAUUCUUUGCCAUAAAAAAUGCCAUUCUGGAUGCAAGGCGAGACGCCAAUGUUUCCGGCCGAUUCAGAUUCGAUUCACCAGCGACUUCCGCCAGGAUUCGCACAGCUUGCACCGAUGAAUUUGUUACAAAAUUUCCUGACAUUAACGGAGAUAGGGCAUGGAACAAAAUUCCUUGACGACCCAAAAGGACAAGGUACAAAUAAAUGAAUACAUUUGUUUAUUUUCAUGAUUAUAAUUUCUCUGUGCUGUAUAUUAAAUUAUAUAACUUGCAUAUUGAAAAAAAAAAUAUUGUUAUUGUUCAACGCGUUUGUACACAUCUCCAAACGCUAUCAUAUUAAAUUAAUUAAAAAAGGAAAAAACAAUGAGGGUCAUGAGAAAAUUCUACAGGAGAAAUCUAAAAAAAUGUAAAUCUACAGUUCCACAACUUAACUAAAUACAAUGAUUCCACUAUAUAAUCGUUAUCUAUCCGUUUGUUUUCAUUCAAUAAAUACUUUGAACAAUGCACAAGAGCCAUAAAUAAGUUUGUUUUUUUAUUUUCGUUUGUUCUCGCUAUAAUGACGUAUGCUAAAACUAUAUGCGUUUCAAAAUGCUGUAUAAUAGGACCAGAUUAUUAUAUUACACUGGUUUUAACCACCAGUAAUACGCCUAAUCUACUGCUUUUAUGCUGAAACUUAUUUAAUUUUAUCAUCUUACGAUUUUCUUGUUCUUGUUUUAUAAUUUCUAGUCUCUUCGAAGUUUCUACUCAAUGAUAAACAUUAUGCUACACACUCGUGUUAAUUUGUCAAUUGAUUCUCGUGGUUCUGGUUCAUUGCAAAAAACGAAUUACGAGAUAUUCACCGAAUAAAUUCGUCAAUUAUGAGAUAAAA
Fopius arisanus is the source of this 1598-nucleotide messenger RNA. Its product is annotated as xanthine dehydrogenase/oxidase. The record is from RefSeq and is a predicted model, not a curated record. Gene Ontology annotation, molecular function: xanthine dehydrogenase activity; 2 iron, 2 sulfur cluster binding; iron ion binding. Lineage: Eukaryota; Metazoa; Arthropoda; Insecta; Hymenoptera; Braconidae.